AUGGUACUGCCUACAACAGCAGCGAAGAACGCGGCAUGCCACUGCUGCCGUCAAUGGGUGUUGCGGUCGUUCAUCGCCAGCAUCGGCGGCUCGGGCGUGCUGCCUACAUCCCAGCAUGCUCAACGGAGAACUUUCUCGGUAUCGCCCAACUGGAGGAAUCCUAGACAGCGGGUUCGACGAGACGCGAAAGAGGACUUUGCACUUAACGACAUCAAUGAUGGCUUCGCUGCGCCAGUAUACGGGCAUGACUACGCCGCUCAAACGCCUGCCAUUGAGGAGAAGCCACCAUCCACUGAGGAGGCCGCCACCGAAGCUCCGGCGGUAUUGGAGAAGGAAAUAGCCGAGCCAGAGACCUCUGUGGCCAGCGAGACUGCAUCUCCACAGCAGGAACAUGUGCCUUGGUAUCUGCAAGUAGACCCGCCAAUACCAACCCAAGAGAACAACAUUUCAGCGCGCCAGAAGCUCCCCGACUUGCCGGACCACCCGCCUCCCAUUCUUGAACCUCUCCUUUCGCAAAUCUCCAUUGACCUCGGUCUCGACGAUCUUACGAUUCUCGAUCUACGUACUCUCGAUCCACCUCCUGCCCUCGGGGCCAACUUGCUCAUGCUGAUUGGCACUGCACGGUCCGAGAAGCAUCUUCAUGUUUCGGCCGACAAGCUAUGUCGAUGGUUACGUUCUCAGUACAAGUUGAGUCCGUUUGCGGAUGGGCUGCUGGGAAGACAAGAGUUGAAGUUGAAACUACGGCGGAAGGCGAAGCGGUCUAAGCUGAUGUCGGCUGUGGGUGUAAAGAGCACUGCGGAGACCGAGUUGGACGAAGGAAUAAGAACUGGCUGGGUUUGCGUGAAUGUCGGGCGAGUAGAGGGAGGCGAUCUGCCUAAGACAGAGGAGGAGAUCGCAAGAGAGCAGAACUUUAUUGGGUUCGGAGAGAGGAGCACGGGAUCGAGGAUAGUGGUGCAGAUGAUGACCGAGGAGAAAAGAGGCGACCUUGAUCUGGAGAAGCUGUGGGCUACAAUUCAGCGGAAGUCUGACCGGGAGAAGCAAGCGCUGCUUGCGGAGGAUGAGACCGCGAACACGGAGGAAACGCUGUCCGAAACAUUCCCUCGGAAUGAGAUACCAAAGGUCGAUGAAAACCCCAAGGAAACUCGGCUCGAACCACCGCCAGGGAACGAACUCUUCUACCUUCGUGGCGUGAAUGGACAACGUGGACAAGUUCGCAGUUUUCAUUCCUACGCUCCAAGUUUCCGUCAGGCUUUCUUCAGCGCUUCGAAGAGUGAACCAGCAGCUGAUGACUUUUCAUCACUUGACGUGGACUGGCCCACAAGAGCCACAGAUGAGCCAAGCUCUCAUGCCGCUGAGGGACAUCGGAAAGAUGGACAGACCGUCGAUGUCCAGGACUUCCUCAAAACAUGGCGCAGCUACCCGCAGACCUUCCGCCCUCGGAGCCGAGAAUUGUACGUAUCGUUCUUCAAGGCUUUGGGAGAAGGAACGCUUACACCUCUAUCCGCCGAAGACAGCAGUAGCGGCAUGGAGCUUUCUGAAGGCGUGGGUAAAACGGACGUCGACGCUGGUCAGCAUACCUCUGAGGUCUUCGAAGAGUCGUUUCAGGCGCAGGCAUACCUCGAAGCGCGAGAAUAUCUGAGAGAUGCGCUGAACGAUAUGGAGGCAGAGGAUCCGAUUGUUACCUUCGACGGAAGUGCUCAAGUCGGCAUGAGGAAGUGGUGUGAUGAAGACCUUCACGAUGCUUCACCACCGCGGAUGACAGAACAUGCCACAGCGCUCCGACCCACACCUUCACCGGCUGCCGCGAAGCCCAUCUUGCCAUCAAUCGAGGAAUCAAUAUCACCGUCGCCUACCAAAUCAGCGGUACGUCUUUCAGCUAGCGCCUCAAAACAUCACUCCGCGGGCGAGCUCCUUCCGGCGAUCGACUUCACAACAUUCAACGUCCCACUGGCCGGCAAGGAAGCGCAGUCAAUGCAGGACUCUCCGCCGACUACAGAGAGGCCCGCCGUUCACAAAGUCGCUUCGGGACCGAGCAUUUGGACAGCGUUGCCAGAGAACUAUCCGUCUAGUGCGAAUGCGCAAUCCACGACUGAUGAAACUACACUCGUCGCACAGGCCAGCGGAUCGGAUCACCAGUCGGUCGUACCGGCUUCCGCCCCUUCUCAAGCCGCGCUACCUGCGGACGAGUCAGUCGUCGAAGCCCUGAUUCAGUCAUUGGACUUUGCUACAUCUUAUUUUCGCCAAGUCAUUCAGCGCACGGUUAAGACUGACCUCGAUACACGAAUUCAGAACCUUCCACAAGAGCUGAGCGAUCGGAUACUCGAAUGCUACCUCAACUCUACGAUGCCAUCGGGAGACGCUGCUGUCAAUAUCGACCACACACGUGAACCUGUCAAAGUACCGGCAGCACUGCACAUCGACAGGAGUCUUCGCUCGAAGUAUGCGAAGCUGUACUACGGCCAUGGACAAUUCAAUAUCGCCGAAGAGUUUGGCUGGACGCCAGCACUGUUCGCGGCGCGCAUCCUGAAAUGGGUAUCAAUGGUAGCUCCUGAGCAUCGUCGACUGAUUGCCACAGUCAGGGUCGGCGUUCCCGAUGUGCCAUCAGCGCCGGAGUUUCGAAGCAUUCAUACGUGUAUGAUCACGCUCGCUCUGCGUGGGCACCCGUUGUUGAAGAGAUUGGCGAUGCACGAGAAGCUGUGUGUCUACAGCGAUGAGGGCGAAUACCGGGUGGAGGACCUAGGCUUGCCGAGGGCGCCGAAGGAGAACGACGAUUAG
This is a messenger RNA of Zymoseptoria tritici IPO323, 2775 nucleotides long. RefSeq lists its product as uncharacterized. The coding region runs from base 1 to 2775 and encodes 924 amino acids. NCBI's taxonomy places the organism in Eukaryota, Fungi, Ascomycota, Dothideomycetes, Mycosphaerellales, Mycosphaerellaceae. The record is from RefSeq and is a predicted model, not a curated record. Gene Ontology annotation, biological process: mitochondrial proton-transporting ATP synthase complex assembly; mitochondrial gene expression; mRNA stabilization. Gene Ontology annotation, cellular component: mitochondrion. The transcript has 3 exons.